AUGGCAAAAAAUAUCCAAGAUGAGAACAAUAAUAAUAAUAAAGCUAUAGUACAAGACUUCUAUUAUGCACUUUCAAAAGGAGAUGGAGAAAAUGUGUCAAAACACUUAGCUAGUGACUUAGAGUGGUGGUUCCACGGGCCACCUCAAUGCCAACACAUGAGAAGGGUGUUGACGGGCGAAUCGGCCUAUCCGGAGUUCCGGUUCAAGCCCCGGUCCAUCACCACAAUCGACGAGGACCGGGUCAUUGUCGAGGGUUGGGAAGGAGCCCACGCCUAUUGGGUCCAUGUAUGGACCCUUAAGGGUGGGCUCAUGACACAAUUUAGAGAGUAUUUUAAUACAGCUCUCACUGUUAGGGACCUUAGGCCCCAUAAUAGUGGGUGGGAAAUUGGGCCUAUUAAUGAGAAAGGGACUCUUUGGCAGAGCCAUAUCUCUGGUUCUGGGCUUAGUGGUACUGGCUCCAUGCCUGGUCUUGUACUAGCUAUCUAA
Messenger RNA from Beta vulgaris subsp. vulgaris (sugar beet), 486 nucleotides. RefSeq names its product senescence associated gene 20. The transcript has a single exon. Bases 1 to 486 code for a protein of 161 amino acids. NCBI's taxonomy places the organism in Eukaryota, Viridiplantae, Streptophyta, Magnoliopsida, Caryophyllales, Amaranthaceae. The record is from RefSeq and is a predicted model, not a curated record.